AUGCCGUCGGCCACCUGGCUCUUCAAUAGCCCGUUUAACGUAGAUGACGACACCAGUCUUCCGCCGCUGACGAUCCCUUUGGGGCAUCAGACAAGCACUAGCAGCCUCUUGAUGCAGCCUCUAGUGCAGAAGCUUGUCGGCGUGUAUCCCGAAGACGUCUUCUUCCGAGUCGAGUCAAAGCGUCAAGUGGUACCUAGUAUAGCACUGGCUUGUGUACCAGAUGACGAUUUUGUAGAAACGCCCCGUCUUGAUUCUGAUACAACUAGGGCUCUGGUGGACUGCUUUUUCGAAACUGACCAUAGCAUUAACCCUUUUCUCGACAAAAAGGAUUUCCUCGCCCGUUACAAUGACGUUUUUAACGGUCAUCCAAAUUUGAACGACGAAUCGGCCGGUGCACUUGCGGUCCUUGCUAUCGGAGCAAUCGAUGGCAAAGCGAGGAAGAGUAACGAGGAAUCCCUGGAGGAUGCCCCCGUGGAACCACUGCCCGCGUGGAGACUCAUUCACAUGGCGUCGACGAACGUGCAACAAUUGUUGAUCAGAUCCAAGAAAUCGAUUUCCAAUCCAACCGAAAUAGAAGAGAUCACGCGAUUGAGCUGGUCGUGCUUUCUCAUUGAAUGGUAUGCUACCUAUCUACGAAGAAUGUACGAUUUGGGCAGGCUUACAGCAUUCAGCGAUAUCGUUUCCGAGUUCCAUCAACCACGAAGUGGCAUCGAGCCCCUCGUGGACAAGAUGCCCUAUCCUCGCUCUGGGGACUCACCGUCUCCGGCCAGUUUGGCGUUCAUGGCCGAAAUUUCCGUGCGAUUUCUUAUUAAUCGAGUGCAGCAUUCUAUCUAUUUUACUGAUGGUGUCACCAUAUACUCUGGCCGGCUACUAGACUCAUUUUCUUCCAAUCUAUCCAACCAGAACAUGUCCGACGAGUCACUUCUGAGUGUUUGUAAAGAGUUGGAUCAUCAAUUGGAGACAUGGUACCAGUCUCUGCCAGAGAUCAUCAAACCGGCUCUCUCGAGCGACCUUGACUGCAACUCACAAGCCAAAGUCCUUCGUUUGCGAUACUGGUCCGCCAAACAGAUAAUAUACCGGCCAUUCCUCAUAUACGCAACAUCACUCAGUUCAGAUCAGGAGUUACCCACUUUCAUUAUUGAUAAAUGCCAAAUCUGCUUCACCAGCUGCCGGAUGUCUCUCGACUUCUCGAGAGAAUGGCUGACAAGGUACUCGCCUUACACGUAUAGUGUAUUACAUGAGUGA
Messenger RNA from Aspergillus pseudoviridinutans, 1245 nucleotides. Its product is annotated as fungal specific transcription factor domain-containing protein. Bases 1 to 1245 code for a protein of 414 amino acids. The transcript has 3 exons. The record is from RefSeq and is a predicted model, not a curated record. Lineage: Eukaryota; Fungi; Ascomycota; Eurotiomycetes; Eurotiales; Aspergillaceae.